CCGCACGGACUGGAGGGGAGCCGCUACGCGUUGUGUUGUAUCUGUCGGCUGCUGCUUAAUGUCGAUGAGGCUUUGCACAGUCACAACCUGCCACCGUAACCACCGUCGGGACUUUUUGUGAACGGCGUCGCGUCCGUAUAAUGUCGCCGCUGCUGAGGACGCGCCGCUGAACGUGCGAAUACUGUGGAUCCGAGCCGGUAGUUUACAGAAGAGGUGAACGCACCUUGCAUCCAGCCAUGGGAGGUCAGAUCACCAGAAAUACCAUCUACGAUUCACUGAAUGGGCCAUUUCCUGCAACAUCCCACCGAUGCCACCACAAGCCCAAGCGCUGCCUGCCCCUACAGCCCUGUGGAAAUUUGUCCUCCUUCCCUCUGCUCUUCCACCCCAGCACCAAGGGUUCACAGAUCAUCAUGGACAUGUCCCAGAGGACUGUCAAGAGACAGGCCAGCUUCUGCAACGCCAUCACCUUCAGCAACAGACCUAUCGCUGUGUAUGAGCAAGUUCGACUGAGGAUCACUAAAAAGCAGUGCUGCUGGAGCGGCGCCCUGCGUCUUGGUUUUACAUGCAAAGACCCAUCGAGGAUCAACCCAGACACCUUGCCCAAGUACGCCUGCCCUGACCUUGUCUCCCAGAGUGGCUUCUGGGCAAAAGCCCUGCCUGAGGAGCUCUCCAAUGAAGGAAACAUCAUCUCCUUCUGGGUGGACAAGAAGGGUCGGGUGUUUUACCGGAUCAACGACUCGAGCCCCAUGCUGUUCUUCAGCGGGGUACAUGUCUCUGAACCUCUGUGGGCUCUAAUAGACGUCUAUGGCCUCACCAGGGGGGUCCAGCUGCUAGACAGUGAGAUGGUCCCUCUGGACUGCCUGCGUCCUCGUUCUUUUGCAGCCACCCACCAGGCCUCUAUUCAGCGAAACAGCGAUGACCCUCGCCUUUCCAUCAGUCUGUGUGACCUGAGCCUGCAGCAGCAGGAGAUGCAUUUGGAGGAAGAUGACGAGGAAGAGGAAAGGCUACAACCUCUAAGCUCCGCCUCUUGCCAUGUGCCCCAAAACUCUCAAAACUCACAGCAGUGUUCGCUGCUACCCAGCCAUUUGGACACUGAUCUGUACUUCCACUCGAUGCAUGGCAUCCAUGUUACUGUGCUGGAUAAGCACACGGUGGCACGGUUAGAUCACCGCGGUGACGAGAGGACCCUGGUGUUCACAAGCCGGCCAAUGCGCUGCUCAGAGACUGUGUACGUGAAGGUGAAGGCAGGUGUCACGCGGCCUGGUUCUCUUUCCUAUGGCGUGACGUCCUGCGACCCAGCCACUCUGAGACCCAGUGAUCUCCCAUCCAACCCAGAGUCCCUGGUUGACCGCAAGGAAUUCUGGGCCGUGUGUCGGGUGGCAGUGCAGCUCCACAGUGGAGAUAUCCUGGGCUUUGUGGUGAACUCAGAUGGGGAGGUCAUGAUGAGCCAUAAUGGCAUCAGUGCAGGGAUGCAGCUGUGUGUCGAUAACUCCAGGCCACUCUGGAUGUUCUACGGUCUGCACGGCACCAUCACACAACUCAGGAUUUUAGGCUCAUCUCUGCACCCAGACCUCCGAGGCCCAUCAGUCCCCAGCUCCCCAUCCUGUACACCCAACACCCCCACGAUGCUUUGCAGCGGCAACUCAGAGCCCAACCUCAACACACCCUUGAACAUCAACCUCAACUCAAGCUUCAACUCCAACUACCACACGGUCUUUUCUUCCUCCACAGGUACCACCCCAUGCUCCCCAUUCUCCAGCCACCCGGAGUCACCUACCUUCCCAUCCUGCUCAGGCUCGUGGAGCGACGAAUGCACCAUUUGCUACGAGAAUGUGGUGGACACGGUCCUCUAUGCCUGCGGGCACAUGUGUCUCUGCUACGCCUGUGGUGUCAAACUCAAGAAGAUGGCCAACGCGUGCUGCCCCAUCUGUAGGAGGACAAUCAAAGAUAUCAUUAAGACCUACAGGAGCACGUAGGGCUGCGUUAAACAAUGCAUCGCAUCAUCAGGUUCAGCUCAGAGAGGUUGUCAAAGCCAUGCAAGACUUUGUAAAGAUGGGCACAUGACAAGUGAAAGCCCUGCUUGUUUGUGUGUGCAUUCUGGCUCAGGUACUCUACAGCAGGACUUUAAACUUCAUCAUUAUAACAUUUUAUCAAUGUUACAUCUAACGCACAUCAUUGGAAAGCUCACAGUGGUCCCUACCAGUGAAGAUACAGCAAUGAGAUUCAUCAGAGAACAUAAAAAAAUACAGUGUAAACAACAGAAACAGCAGAUUGGACCUUGACCUUCUAUUGUCCAGUGGCUCUGUGCUUUGUGCAUCUGUUGAAAAGAAAGAGUAAUCUGAAGAAGCAUCUGUCCUACUUCCUGCAGAGUAACCCUUCAUUCUGCUGGCUGUAGCAUCGCUGCUAGCCAGUAUUAGGAGAAGUAAAAUUGUCCAGAGCUGCGGAAGAAACAAGGAAAAUAAAUCUGUGGUUUCUGCAGCUGCUCUGUCUCUGCUUGUCGGAAAGCACUGGGUCAAAAAGUGUUGUUUUACAGUAAGGAUCAAUUCUCUGCUAAAUCCGAGGGAAGAUCAAGACAUGAUAGUUUUGUUUGAUUUCCAGAAUGUGUCCAGAUACCAGUGAGGAAUGAGCAAAAACAGAGAGUUUUUGGUGGUGAAAACUUUGAAGCAUUUCUAAAAUAAGCCAUUUUUGAAUGAGUAGAAAAUGCUCCUCCUGCAAUAACACACAAUAAAAUGCCCUGAACCUAAAGGGUAAAGAAAUCGUUAACGGAGUUGUAUAAUAAAUUAAGUGCUUUUGUCAGAUAUCUGACUACCUGCUGUGCUUUUGUGAGCUCCAGGCAGGGCGAGAUUGUGCGAAGGGGAAAAAAAAAAAGUGUCAACAUCGCCACCAUAGAAGGUCACGCUUUCGGUGAAAUGAGGAUGUAAAUCAGUGAAGAAGAGGGAGGAGAGGAGAGAGGAUGUUCUAAGUUAGGGAUGUAGACAGUAGACAAAGGGGCACCUUUUUGUUUCAGUGCAAAGAAAGUGUUUGCUCACUCAGGCAAACCGGAUACAUCAGAAGUUUGUAUGAAAGCCUGUAAAAUGUGGGACCUGCACGUCUUGCUUGUUGGCAGCCAUCCCCGCCAUCUCUUCCUGCUCAGUAAGCCUGCUGGAUGCUGCAGUUGGACAAAGGUCGCCUAAAUAAACAUUGGUGGGCAGCAAAGUAUUUUUAAAAUGCUGAAAGAGCACAUAAGGAUGACGAGUCAACCUCUUCAUUAUUGCGAGAAACCCAUGAAACACGAAGUUACAGAUGGCUUUGCUUACUUCAGGUUACACACUCCUCUUUCAUUAUGUACAUAUUUGCUUUCACUGAUGACGUAUUUCAGUACACUGAGUCUUCAAGUGGAAAUUCACAAGUGUGCAGUCAGUGACAAGAAUGUAGCUUGUUACUGUGGGACAUUGUGAGAAUUUCAUUUGCAUAUCAGUUUCUGAGUGCUGCUCUCCAUCGGUAAAAGCAACCUCCAAGGACAUUUUCACGUGACUAAUCUCAUGCAUUAUGUACUGCUUUGAAUUGUUAAGAAAUACAAGCUUCUUUCAGGUGUUAUGUUUUGGCCUCGCUGAAACAUUACUCAGUAACUUGUAAAUUAAUAAGUGCUUUUUUUUUUUUUGUGUUGAAGCUUGUCAUCUCACCACCGUGGAGGGAAAAUUAGCAGUUAUGUUGUACAAGGUUUGUGUCACAGUUAAAAUUUCUUGUGUGCCUUUAAAAAGAGAAGUCUCGACAAACUCUGGUCUGUUAGGCUCCUCACCAUAAAAAAACAAAAAACAAAAACAAAACAAACAAAAAAAACAAACAAAAAAAACUGGAGGAAUACCAAGGUUCAUAUCCAUCUUAAAGUCACUCUUAUGUGGUUGUGAUGUCUCUGACGUGAGCAGGUGUAACCACACAACCUACCAAUACAAAACUGUUGUUUUAAAGCAAACAUUUCAGUGUGCCUAGUAUCACUAUGAUACUAGGCACACUGAAAUGACUUUGACUUUGUUCACUGCUUAAGAUGACAUGUUUAAAUAUCGCCUUGUCCCUCUGUCACUAUACUGGAAUUUAGUUGUGCUUAAGAGAUGCCCGGCCUACAUGUCUACCUGUUUUUGUUUUUCUUCAUGACCAAAUAUGACCUAGCAGAAAUAAAAUAUUGUGAAACAUUUUUGAUAGAGAAGUGGUAUUGAUGAGUGUAAUAUUAACUGUACAUUAUGAGGUUUAUUUAUUUUGUCAAUGCUACUAUAAAGAAUUUUCACUGUUUGUUUUGUAUGUAUGGCUACAGUGUCCAAAAUAUAAAAAUAUUUCAUUGUUGCGUAGUCAAAGAUUAUAGAAAACUUGAUUCUCCUAAAAGACUCUGUGGUUGUGUCAGCUGAUUUUCACUUGAAGGUAUAGUUUUGAUAAAUGUUUUGGGAAAUACACUCAUUCACUUUGUGGCAGAGACAGACAAGUAGAUCAAUACCAUUCUCCAGUGGUGGAAUAAAACAAAGUGCAUUUAUUCAAGUAAUGUAAUUAAUUACAGUUUUGAUGUAUUUGGUCUAUUCCUGAGUAUUUUCAAAUUAUACUACUUAAUACUUUAUAUACUACAUGCUAAUACUUUUUUAUUCUGUAGGUUUUUACUCCGCUACAGUUAGCAGAAUGCUGUAGUUAUUAGUUUCCAGAUUAAGAUUUUACAUACAAAACAUAUUAGCUUAUAAAAUAUAAUAAACAGAAUCAAGUCAGAGGUCAAAGGUCAUCUUUGACCUACAGUACUGAAAUGCUACUAACAUGCUACUGCACCAUGAAUAGUAAUCACAAUGAGAACACUGACGGGACAUAUUUCUGAGGGGAGUACUUUUACUGGUAAUUAAGUAUUUUGACACUGCAUAUUACUUUUACUUACUGGCUAUAAUAUUAGUAUAUUUUUAUAAUAAUAGUAUAUCAAAUGACAAUGUGACUGUGAAAGGGGUUGCUCAUUGUAAUGAACGCACAGAGAGUUAUCACCUUAAUGUGCAACUCCUGCAGAUUUAUGGAGCUUUACAGUGAGUUUCAUUUUGAUGCUUAGCUGUCCAGCCCAGAACUUUACUGUUCUGGUUCACCCUCACUGCUGUGUUGUUGUCAGGUCACUGUUUUGGUGAAAAAAGCACUGAAAACCCACUGUACACUACCUGUGCAGCACCAAACAGAAGACAGACAUAACUGACAGCUAGCUAGUCAGCCUAGUUGAGUAUUUAGCAACUAAAGAGCCAGAUAUUUCUCUCAGGGGUGGUGGAGACCAAAAACAGAGCUAAAAGAGAAGGAAUAUUGUAUUUAGAUUCACCAGGUGACCAGAAACACGACACCAGUGACGGUGUCACUCUGUAACUGUUUGCCUAUAAGCUUAAAAGGUGAUGAUAUGUCAGCGUUGUGUUCACUUAUGGCCAAAAAACAGUAAUUGCAGGUUUAAGUAAAAGACCUUUAUACUUCUUCCACUACUGCCACUGUUGUAUGAGUACACCAAAAAUGAAGUUUUGGCUAGCAGUCGGAUAACUUAAAUUAGCAUAAAGACUACAGAAAAGAAACAGCUAGCCUGGCUCUGUCAAUGUAACACAAUCCAUCUAUAAGCACCUCUAACUUUUAUAUUUAGGUUUUAAACAAGCGAGCUAGCAUUUUAAUUAAUGAGCUUUAGCGGUUCCUGUUUCCAGUCUUUAUGCUAAGCUAAUCACCUGCUAGCUGAAGCUAUUUACCGGACAAAUGUGAGAGUGGUAUCAAUCCAUUCACCUAACUCUCUGCCAGAGAGUGAGUAAGCAUAUUUCCCAAAAAGUGAAACGUUUGCUUUCAUGUCAAGCUAGAAUAUGGUAUCAGAAGGGUUUGAAAUGUGUAAAAUUGGGAUUGGUUACCUAUAAAUUGGUAAGCUUAUGUUUGUCCAUCUUGUGCAUAUUUAAAUUCUAUCUUGACUUUGUGUUGUAAUGAAGCAGGCGUGACUAGUUCCCCAUAUGGUCGUAAUUCUGACGGCCUGUUUUUCAAAUGUGACCAAAUAUUUGCAGUCCAAACAAAACAAAACCAGCAAGUACGCGAGGGUGGGCAUUGUGCACUUUGGACAAGAAAAUCAGCUCGUAACUUUGGUUUUCUGGACUUAGGAUUUCUAUUUGACGUUAAAAGCAUUCUUAAAGUGGUUUCUGAAUUUGCUAAUUAUGUUCAGUUUGUUAAAUAAAGUUUAAGUCUGAAUCAGUGG
Lates calcarifer (barramundi perch) is the source of this 6196-nucleotide messenger RNA. RefSeq names its product neuralized E3 ubiquitin protein ligase 1Ab (gene neurl1ab). The record is from RefSeq and is a predicted model, not a curated record. The coding region runs from base 237 to 1976 and encodes 579 amino acids. Gene Ontology annotation, cellular component: postsynaptic density; plasma membrane. The transcript has 6 exons. Gene Ontology annotation, biological process: nervous system development; negative regulation of Notch signaling pathway. NCBI's taxonomy places the organism in Eukaryota, Metazoa, Chordata, Actinopteri, Centropomidae. Gene Ontology annotation, molecular function: ubiquitin protein ligase activity.